This is a messenger RNA of Homalodisca vitripennis (glassy-winged sharpshooter), 813 nucleotides long. RefSeq lists its product as uncharacterized. Lineage: Eukaryota; Metazoa; Arthropoda; Insecta; Hemiptera; Cicadellidae. The record is from RefSeq and is a predicted model, not a curated record. The transcript has 2 exons. The coding region runs from base 1 to 813 and encodes 270 amino acids.
AUGUCGCAUAACUGUGCCGUCUGUGAUGGAUCGUUUGAUAGUGAGGGAGGUGAACAAGGAAUUAAGUGUGCUGGAAGCUGUAACAAGUACUACCAUGCUCGAUGUAUUCAAAGGGACGUUGAUGGAGCCAAAACUCGAUCUUUUAGAGAUUGGAGGUGUAGGGAUUGCCGGGCCUCAUCAGCCACUACUCCUUCGCAGGUAAGCAACGAAUCUACUAAAGAACUGCUUAAAGCACUUGAAGAUUUCAAGCAACAAAUGUUUGUCGAGCUUAAGUCUGUGAGGGUGGAGUUAAAUGAGCUCUCGGGGUCUAUGCAGUUUGUCUCUGAUAAGAUGGAUGAGUCAACUAAUCUAAUGAAGGAGAAGAGUAAUCUUGAAAUUAACGGGAUCCCAGAAACACCAAAAGAGAAUGUGAGCGGCCUGGUGAGAGAUGUUGGAGUUGCCCUAGGAGUUGAGAUCCAGGAGACCGACAUAUCAACAGCACACCGAGUACCAUCUUUCAAUAAGGAUCGAAUUCCGCCCCUCAUCGUCCAGUUCUCAAGAAGGACCGUCAGAGACACUUUGCUCAACAAGUUCAAGGAUAAGAAGACGAUGACAGCCGAGCAGAUCAAUGCCGCCUUCCCCGCCCAGAAAAUCUACGUCAGUGAACACUUGACACCGGAAAACAAAAUGUUUCUGUCAAAAUUGAAGAAUAAGUGCAAAGAAAUUGGUUACAAGUUCGCCUGGUAUAAAGAUGGCAAGUUCUUUGUGCGGAAGUGUGAAGGGGAACGGUUCAUUAGGAUUGAAAACGAUGAGGAACUCAACAAGCUGAAGUAA